AUGACUGCCGCAGUCCUCCCUCCUCGUGGUGAUGUUAUAGCCACUCUGAAUUUCUACAGCCCCCCAGAGGACAACUCCAAGCCCUACAACAAUGUCGACCCAAACCCUGGCCAGCCCCCGCGAAACUACGGCAGCGUCUCACAUAACGCCACCAUCCACGACAUCCGCGGCCACGAGACGGAGUAUUCGCUCGACAGGGACGCAUUCCAGGUGCUUCUUAAUGUUCCAGAGUCUGUUGAAAAGGAAUUCGUUGACGAAGAGUCCAUCAAGACAAACUACUACCCCGAGGUAGAGAAGCUGCUCUUGGACAACAUCCCUGGCACCAACCGUGUCUACAUCUUCGACCACACUAUCCGCCGCUCUAGACCUGAUGCUCCCCGUCAGCCAGUCAACCAGGUGCAUAUUGACCAAACGGCAAAAUCUGUUGCGAAGCGUGUCCAGCGUUAUUUCCCUGAUGAGGCUGAGAAGCUUCUCCAAGGGCGCUACCGCAUUGUCAAUGUCUGGCGUCCGCUGAACAAGAAGCCGGUUGAAAGCAACCCGCUAUCCUUCGCUUCAACUUCCUCCCUCCUGGAUCAGGACGUUGUGCCCAUCGAGCAUCGCUAUCAGAAGACAGGCUACGUUGGAGAGACAGCUGGCAUCAAGCACAACAGCACGCAGAGGUGGCACUACAUUAGCGGUAUGACUGGCAGCGAGCGCCUGUUCCUCGAAUGCUUCGAUAGCGAGUCCCUCAAGGAAGGCUCCAAGAUUGGUGGACGUGCUCCUCACACGGCCUUUGUUGACCCGCGCAGCCCUGCUGAUGCUGAAGGCCGCGAGAGUAUUGAGGUCCGCGCCUUGGUAUUUGGCCCUUGA
Messenger RNA from [Torrubiella] hemipterigena, 849 nucleotides. The record is from the annotation of a GenBank genome assembly. NCBI's taxonomy places the organism in Eukaryota, Fungi, Ascomycota, Sordariomycetes, Hypocreales, Clavicipitaceae.